This is a messenger RNA of Morus notabilis, 726 nucleotides long. RefSeq names its product protein cornichon homolog 4. Gene Ontology annotation, biological process: vesicle-mediated transport. NCBI's taxonomy places the organism in Eukaryota, Viridiplantae, Streptophyta, Magnoliopsida, Rosales, Moraceae. The transcript has 5 exons. The record is from RefSeq and is a predicted model, not a curated record. The coding region runs from base 113 to 523 and encodes 136 amino acids.
GUCACAAGUACAUGAAAGUCAAAAAAAUCAGCGAAGAGCAGAACAGAACACAGUAAUAAACCCAACAGCACUCGGUCGCUUCGCUUCGCCGACGAUCGCACGGGAAAAAGCCAUGUGGGCCCUAUGGACGUGGCUUCUCUCCUUCUUCUUCAUCUUAGCUCUUCUCUUGAUUCUCGGUUUUCAGCUUGUGUGCUUGGUCGACCUAGAGUAUGAUUAUAUCAACCCGUACGAUUCAGCAUCGAGGAUAAACAGGGUUGUAUUGCCGGAGUUUAUAACUCAAGCAGUUUUAUGCUUCGUUCUUCUUGUAACGGGACAUUGGGUUGCGUUUUUGUUGUCCCUUCCGUACCUAUAUUAUAACGUGAGACAGUACAUGCAGGGAAAGCACCUGGUAGAUGUUACUGAGAUCUAUAGCCAGCUGAACCAGGAGAAAAAUAAACGCUUCUUCAAGAUGGGCUAUCUUAUUAUCGUAUUCAUUAUCUCUCUUUUUUGGUUGCUUUUUACUCUCGGAGACGAAGAUGAUUAAUGAUCAGGCCCUCUUGCUAUUUUGAAGUAUGCUCACUGUGAACAGGAAAUCUCACGAUGCGAAUCAGAGUUGUGUAAAUUUAGGCCUUAUUUUGACGCCUAAUCUGUCAGAUUACAUUAAUCAGUUGACACCAUCAUAUUUUAUCAUCCACAUUUGUGUUUUGGAUUCCUCCAUUUGAUUCAUAACUUCAGUUUUCUUUUUCA